GAAACAUCUACCGCCGGACUUCCACGGUCAAACAGCGAAUACAAAAAAAGAACACAACGCGUAGCUGAUUUCUCCGAAGAACGCACUCUUAUUUUCGAAUCCCACGCAGCUACGCUCUCUGCUGCUUCCACUAUCCAGGAUGAGAGGUCUACAUCAAUCUCUUUGGCAGUUUGGCUAACCAUGUGGCUUCCCAGAUUGUCAUGAUCCCUCGUUCUCGUGGUUCGAAUCACUUCGCAAGCGUUCUUCUCGUUCACAAUUGUGCGAAAAAUGCACGUCGAGGCUGACAUACUGGCAAUCAUAAUGGCCCUGGAUUUGUAAGAGUGACUGGAUAUGGACUCCUUGGCGCGGUACAUGGCGGGCCGCUUGAUUGGAGGGAAGAAAUCCAACCGCCAGCCAAGAAGCACGCACUUGACACUUUCGCAGUUCGUUCACGAUGGUUGCGCAAAGAUACAGACUCUGCGUCGUUGCGAGGAUCGGUGCGGGCAUACUCGCAAGACGCACAUCUAUCCCCGUUGCAGAUCGAGGGCUUGACUUUAAAAGGACGGCGGGCAGAGGAGAGAGCUGCAUCUCAGCUCGGCCUCUUCACACCUAGCUCAAAAUGGGACUCAAAGCGUUCAUCGUCCUCGUCAACGUCGCCUUGGUGGCAGCGAAAGCCUCCAUCCUCAUCAGCCCGGAGGCGUUCCCCACACUCCCCACCGUGAAGCAGGCCGCGGCCGCAUCGAGUGCGGUGGGACUGAACUUGGACAACGUCCAAGGCGACAUCCUAGUUGGGAUGCGCAAGUCCAGCGAGACGUUCUACUUCUUCUCCGUCAACGACGGGAGCGCGUUCAAAAAGAGUUUCCGCAGCGGCGUCUUCCCGCUGAUCACGACGACGACGCAGCUGCUCAGUGUGUCGACACAGCCGACGACCGCGCUCAACGUCGCGUUCUCGCAGACAGGGCUCCUCGCGCUCAACAUCACCGACGACCUCGGCGACACGCCCUUCACAACAGGCCAACACGCAGACAUCUCAAACAUCGGCGACGCCAGCGACGCCAACUGGGUCCCCGCAUUUGCGGGCACCACGAUCCACGGUGUGUUCCUCUUUGCGUCCGACACACAGGCGAACAUCGACGCGGAGAUCGCCAACGUCGAGGGCAUCCUCGGCUCGUCCAUCACGAAGCUUCACGCAAUCCAGGGUGCAGCGCGACCGGGUGCAGAGGCAGGACACGAACACUUCGGCUACAUGGACGGAAUCUCGAACCCUGCGGUGAACGGCUUCGUCGCAUCGCCGUUCCCCGGGCAAGCCGUUGUCGACGCGGGUACGAUUCUUCUGGGAGAGAUCAACGACCCGGUCACGCGUCCCGAUUGGGCCCUUGACGGCUCGUUCCUCGUCUUCCGGCAGCUCGAGCAGCUGGUCCCCGAGUUCAACCAAUUCUUGGCCAACAACUCGAUCUCUGACUCGAGUCUGGCGCUCACGGAGCAGGAAGGCGCGGAUCUGUUCGGUGCGCGGUUGGUGGGGCGCUGGAAGAGCGGCGCUCCGAUCCAACUGAGCCCUCUGAGUGACGACCCGGUGCUCGGUGCGAAUGCGUCGCGCAACAACGACUUUGACUACACCGAGCUGCUCGGUGUCCUGAACACUACUGGCUGCCCGCACUCUGCCCAUCUGCGCAAGACACGGCCCCGGUCCGAUCUGGGAAGUCCGGAGGAUGCCGUGCACCACAUCAUGCGCGCCGGCAUUCCCUACGGACCCGAAAUGAACAACACCGAGAUCAGCCAGAACAAGACGAUGGCUGAGCGCGGAUUGGCCUUUGUGGCCUACCAAUCAGACAUCUCGAAAGGGUUCCAGUUCCUCCAACAGUUCUGGAUCAACAAUGCAAACUUCGUCGUGAGCGGAACGGGCGUUGAUCCCCUCAUCGGCACCGUCGGCGGUGGAUCACACGAUGUUCUCGGCCUCGAUCCGUUCACUCCUGCUGCAGUCGAGACAGUCCCCAUGGACUUUGUCGUCUCUCGCGGUGGAGAGUACUUCUUCAGCCCCUCGCUGAACGCUUUGAACAGCACCACAUUUGAAUAGUUGAUAUUCGUCUUUUCUGGGUUCCAAAGUUGCAAACAUAUAUACAUAUAUAUAUAUAUA
Messenger RNA from Mycena citricolor, 2113 nucleotides. The record is from the annotation of a GenBank genome assembly. NCBI's taxonomy places the organism in Eukaryota, Fungi, Basidiomycota, Agaricomycetes, Agaricales, Mycenaceae.